Messenger RNA from Opisthorchis viverrini, 357 nucleotides. RefSeq lists its product as hypothetical. Lineage: Eukaryota; Metazoa; Platyhelminthes; Trematoda; Opisthorchiida; Opisthorchiidae. The record is from RefSeq and is a predicted model, not a curated record. The coding region runs from base 1 to 357 and encodes 118 amino acids. The transcript is spliced from 3 exons.
AUGGAUAUGACAGUUCCAGGCCAUCAUCGCAUCGAUAUACUUCGGGUUCUGGACAGCCCCGUAAGGACCUUCUCGGUUGCCGCCAUCGGGUCCACGGGCUUCCCAGUGGCUAAACAAGAUCGGUGUCUGUAUGUCGUAUCCGCUUAUGCCCCAACGGACUGCGGUUCUGAUGCGGAGAAGGAUACUUUCAAUCGAGAGCUAUCCGGGCUCAUUCGCCGGGCGAAAGACACUGACAUUGUGAUCCUUGCAGGGGAUUUGAAUGCUCCUUGGAAUCACAUUUGGGUGGUCGAUUCGGAGUCGAUUCGGUCGUCGGAGCCACACAGACAACGAAGAUCGGCUCCUCCAGUUGUGUGCUGA